CAGCCCUUUCAUCCUCCGCAUUUCAUACUUUCCAGACUCUAACCGAGUUGGACUCACAAUGACAACCAAACCAGCAGCAGCAACCUCCCCACCCAGAUUCAAAUGCGUCUGCUGCAAGAAGAAGAGCUUCAAGACGGCCGAGGCGUUGAGCAACCACCAGCAAGCCCGGGCCCAUCAUCCUGUCGCGUGCCCGAUAUGCUCCAAAGAGUUCUGCGAUAAGCACGCCGUGCAGCAACACCAACAGGUCCAUCAACGAAAGGCAGCUGUCCUCGCAAAGCCUCAAGCUACAACUACAAGUACAACUACAACCAGCCCUACACCGAAACCCACUCCGCAGCAGCAGUCCAUCAAUGCCCACCCCAAGCAACAAGCAAACCCACCACCAACCCCAACACCUUCCCUAAAACUCCCCAAAACUAUACACCACCCCUCCACCCUCCACCCCCUCGAACAAGACCUGCUAUACAAAUACCUGCUCUCCCGAUGCCACCCCCGAACCCGCCUGCAAGCCCAGAACUACCCCACAGCAUCACAGACCCCCGGAAGGGACUACCAGCCCACCCCACCGGCAAACCCCACGCAGCCCAAACGCAGAGCCAUCGUUCUGACCUGCGAGACCGACCCACAGGCAACGGGUUUGACACAUCUAACCGCCACAGACUUUUUGAGUAGUGAAGCGCUCCUGCAUCUGGCUGUUGGUUUUGCAGCUGAGGGGAUGCAGACCGACGGGACCGCGACAGUGACAGCAACAGCAACAUGCACCGACAAGAGCACCCGUGCAACUGUGGCUGAUGCCGACGCAGCGCGAAUGGCACUGUGGCGGGUCGUCGACGCGGACACGGUCCUCGUGGGCUAUGGGCUGCAGCGCGGGCUGCAGCUGCUAAGGAUGGUGCACGAGCGGGUGGUGGAUGCGGGGAUCCUGACGGCGGAGGCGGUUUUUCUGGAAAGGUCGACGGUGUCGAUACGGAGGGUGUGGGGGUUGGGGGAGCUGUGUGCGGAGGUGUUGGGGUGGGGUAAGCGGCAGGAGGAGGAGAAGGAGGAGGAGGGAGCUGCUGCUGCUGCUACAAGCAAGAAAGGCAAGCAGAGGAAGAAGGGCACAUGUGACGGGUGGGCAGAGUGUGUGGCCGCCAGGGAGGUGGUGGUAUGGUGCUUGCGGAAUCCGGAGCUGUUGCGGACGUGGGCUGAGGGCAAGGCUGGAGGGGAUAUUGGGGAUGCUCCGCAGACGAGCGAGACGGCGAAGAGCAAGCGAGGGAAGAAGAAGAGUAAGAAGAAGAGUAAGAAGAAGAGCAAGAGCAAGAGCAAGAAGCGCAAGCAGAUCGAGCAGCAGAAGGAAGAAACAACCAUCCUAACUACAGCACCACCAGAGCCAGAGACAGUUCCUACACAUGAACAAACCCCACCACCACCACCACCACCACCACCACCACCACAGCCCGAAGAACCAGACGAAGAUGAAGAUUCUGAUGAAGGACUCGAGAUCGUUCAAUGGCAGGAUCUUGAGUGAUGUUCUACCAUCUAUCAUCUACAAUCUACAUUCCACAUUCUACAUUC
Aspergillus aculeatus ATCC 16872 is the source of this 1551-nucleotide messenger RNA. RefSeq lists its product as uncharacterized. Lineage: Eukaryota; Fungi; Ascomycota; Eurotiomycetes; Eurotiales; Aspergillaceae. The coding region runs from base 59 to 1504 and encodes 481 amino acids. The record is from RefSeq and is a predicted model, not a curated record. The transcript has a single exon. Gene Ontology annotation, molecular function: nucleic acid binding.